CACAGAGAUGGCAAAAUGCAUAGUUGAAAAGUGUCCAAUGUUACUUAGCAUUGGAAACGGAAACAAAUUUGACAAACUCAUUCCAGUCGUGAUGGCUCUUACGCGUAACUCCAAUUCAAUAGCUACGGCUCAAUAUCUCUAUUCUGUAACUCCUCCAGGAAGUCUAAGUCCUGGAAAGGGCAGUAUAAAUGGUGCUACGUUUGUUACUCGAUGCAUUUAUUCAAAAGAAUUUGAUAUGGCUUUGGAUGUGCUGGAAAAAUUCCCUACUUUGGUGACUGCUUUAGAUAUCGAGGAGGAGUCCCCUGUGCUGGCAUUAGCUAUCAUGUCUUUUCCAUAUACGAGUGAAAAUCAGCUCAUAUCUUGGAAACGAUGGAUCUAUAACUGAAUCAGACAAACAUAUGAUUAUGAAUCGAAGCACCAAUACAAAAAACUUCUACUUCGCAUGUGCCAAGAGUUACAGUGUUCAAGUGAUAAACAACUAGAAAAGGGUCUUGUUUACGAGGCCAUCAUCAAAGCAACCAAGAAAGGGAUGGUUGAGUUUGUUACUGCUAUUUGGAGCGCAUGUCCUGAACUUGUGUGGGCUGAGGAAGAGUUCACAGGGAGAAACCCAUUUAUGUGCGCCGUUCUAUACCGUCAGUAUGAAAUAUUUCGUCUUCUGUACUGUUUUAGUUUGAAGGACUCAAUAUUAGCGGCAACAGAUGACGAAGGAAAUAACAUAUUACACAUGGCGGCGAUGAC
Quercus lobata is the source of this 738-nucleotide messenger RNA. RefSeq lists its product as uncharacterized. NCBI's taxonomy places the organism in Eukaryota, Viridiplantae, Streptophyta, Magnoliopsida, Fagales, Fagaceae. The coding region runs from base 8 to 385 and encodes 125 amino acids. The transcript has 3 exons. The record is from RefSeq and is a predicted model, not a curated record.